This is a messenger RNA of Drosophila busckii, 5994 nucleotides long. It is a transcript of the gene Hecw, whose product is annotated as E3 ubiquitin-protein ligase HECW2. Gene Ontology annotation, molecular function: protein binding; ubiquitin-protein transferase activity. Bases 319 to 4566 code for a protein of 1415 amino acids. The transcript is spliced from 6 exons. Gene Ontology annotation, biological process: regulation of dendrite morphogenesis. The record is from RefSeq and is a predicted model, not a curated record. NCBI's taxonomy places the organism in Eukaryota, Metazoa, Arthropoda, Insecta, Diptera, Drosophilidae.
CUGGCAGGUAAGCCAGCGAGCGAGGCCACAGGUCAGUCGUGCACGGACUGUUGGGGCAUAAGCACUUAUGACUGCAAGCACACUUUUUUGCGAUAGCUGAUGUGCUGUGUGCAUUAGGCUGGCCACACUUAAAUUUUUGUUUACCAGCAAACAACAAAAACAAACAGCUGUUUGGUCAGCAUUUUGAAACUAUCGAUAGCUAGAACACAACGACGCAGCAGCAGCAGCCAAUAUUAUGCGAAACAAAAAAUCUAUAAAAAAGUAGAGCAGCAGCAGUGUAGCAGUUGGGGCGGGGUAAACAGUUGGAGCAGCAGCAGCAUGGAAUCUACAGUGAUCCAUGCUGGCAGCAAUGUGCCAAGCGGCUUUGGUGAAAGCAAUCUAGCGGCUGCCGAGCAAGACAACAACCAAUUGGCAACAACAACAUCAACAUCAACAACAACGACAACGACGCAUAAGAAUAAUGCUGAGCAAGCACACGAGGAGGAUGACGAUGAAGAGGAUGAUGAUGAUGAUGAUGAUGAUGAUGAUGAUGAUGAGGAUGACGAUGCCAAGGAAGCGUAUUAUGAGGCGCGGAACGGCAACGAAAGCGACGAGCUGGAAAUGGCCUUUCAAAGUGCAUUGACACUAGCGAGUGACGUCAGAGUAAAUAUAAGUGAUGCGGAUGAAGAUGCGUGCGCAGAGCAAACGCAGGCGCAACUAGAACUGCCACAGCCAGAGACUGUCACAGACUUGCCACAAGCAAUAAACAACGAUGUGCAGGCGGCGACAAUAACAACAGAACCACCGCCUGCGCCAGCCCAAUCAGAAUCUCAAUCCCCAGCACCAUCGCCAGCGCCUUUGCAACGCCAAACACUGCUGAGCACCAAGAGCUGUGAGACGCCAGCCACGACGCUGUCGCCGACAAGUUCCUGCAACGGCAGCAUUGGCAGCGACGGCAGCUGCAGCGUUGGCGGCGGGGCGCGUCGCAAAUCCUGGACGCUGUCACCACAAACCGCUGGCUGCAAGAGAAAAAACAAAGCAACUAGCUGCAAUGGCGACAGCUUCAACCUGUGGGUGGCGCGCGAAUGUUUCGAAACGGUGCCCGCGGAAAUGGUGGAUACGCUUAGCGUGGCCGAGCAGCAAGAGGAGGAGGAACAGCAGCAGCAGGAGCUGGAGCUCGAUGAGGAGGCAGCUGCUGUGGAGAGUUUACUAGGUGCAGCGGCUGCGCUGCAGGCGAGCGCGGCACAGCAGCAGCUGAGACAACCGGCGCCGCAUAGGCCGCUGGAACGCUCGUGGCCACCGCGUGGACGUGAGUUGAAGCUGCAGGGCGAUGUGUUCAAGUUCGAUAUACUCGACACGGACGAGCGGUUGCUGGGCGAGGAGACGCCCAGCUAUAGCGGCAGCGCCAGCAACAACAACUCGCCGCUGCGUCUGCCCGUCCAGGCGGAGCAGAGUCCGCCCAUGCGCUUCAAGCCGCUGCUGCAAAAGAAAAUAGGACCCGAUAGCUAUAUAAACACCAUAAGCACGCAGCAGGUGCCGGCGCAUCUGAGCUAUGAGUUCCCAACGUUUCCGCUGCAGCAGCAACAGCAGCAGGAGCAGCAGCCAAGCGCCAGCAGCAGUGCCGCUGGACACAAUGGCCAUCAUUUUCCUCAACUGCGACAGCAUCGUCCGUUGACGCGCGCUCUGUCCAAUGGCAAAGCUGGCGCUGGAGCGGAUGAGCAUUCACCAAGACUGCUUCUGUCACCCAAGCGCCAGCGUAGUCCACCCUCGGGCUGCUCCACGCGCAGUGCCUCACCCAUGGAUGUCAGCCUUAGCCCGGAGCAGCAUUCGCCUACGCGUGGGCGUGGCGUGGGCGGCGCCAUUGAAGCGCAGCUGCCACUGCCUUUGGCUCCAGCGCAGCGUCCGCAGCAGCGACUGCUGAAACGUGUGGGCGGCGGCAGUGCCGCCUUAGUGUGUCCACCCACGCCCACGCAUCAUGCGCGCCGCCAUGCGCGACUCCAAGCGGUCACUGCCAAUGUUAUGGAUACGGCGGAUUAUACGCCGCCUGCUUCGCCAGUGGCUCGUGCCGCUGCUGCCGCCGCCGCCGGCGCAGAGGACACAACGGAGCUGCUGCAUCUGAGCAGCACGCGGCUGCCAUCCAUACCAGAACGCUCGGCGGCCAUAGCCGCCGCUGCAGCUGCCGCGGCCGCCGUCAAUGCGGAGCCACCGCUGCCGCCCGCUUGGGAGGCACGCAUGGACAGCCAUGGACGCAUUUUCUACAUAGAUCACACCACGCGCACCACAUCCUGGCAGCGUCCUGGGCCCAGCACGGCGCCAGUGGGACGCGAGCAGCAUCAUCGCCAGCAGCUGGACAGACGCUAUCAGUCCAUCAGGCGCACCAUUACCAAUGAGCAGCGUGACUAUUUAGCCGCCGCCGCUGAGACGCCGUCCACAGCGCCUGUCGUCGCCGCCGUCGCCGUCACUGCCACCGCCUCCGCCGGCAGCGCGGCCAGCAACGCCGCCAACGCCUCCUCCCUGCAUCUGCCCAUACAUCCCGCCAUACUGAUGCUCUGCCGCCCGGACUUCUACUCACUGCUGCACACCAACGAGGCGGCACUCCAGAUCUACAAUCGCAACGCUGCCUUGAAGCACAUGGUCAUGCGCGUCCGGCGUGAUCCGCAGUGCUUCCAACGCUAUCAGUACAACAAGGACUUGGUCGCCUUGGUCAACACCUUUGCCCAGCUGGGCCGCGAUCUGCCCUCCAGCUGGGAGACCAAGCUGGACCAGUCGGGCAAGCAAUUCUUCAUCGAUCAUCAGCAUCGCAAGACCUCGUUCAUGGAUCCCCGCCUGCCAGUUGAGUCGCCGCGCGUCGUGCGCCAUCGCCAUCUGCAUCAGCCGGAUCUUGUGGAUGGCAACUGCCUGUCGGCCACCAGUGGCCACAUCAACUCCUCCAGCUCGGGCAGCAGCAGCAGCUCCUCAGCGGUCUCGGGCGUGCCGCCUCUGCCGCCGCCGCGUCCCUGCCGCACCAGCCAGGCGCUGGCCAAUGCCCACAACUGCACCACAGCGGCGGCCAUUGCCUGUGGCCUGAGCUUGGCCGGCGCCGCCGGUGGCCCCAGCACCAGCAACGGCGCCAAUGCUCUGGGCUACGAGGAUGUGCCCAUUGCCUAUAACGAAAAGGUCAUUGCAUUUCUGCGUCAACCCAAUAUACUGGAGAUACUGCGGGAGCGACAAGGUCAGCAUACGGUCUCUCGAUCGCUGCGUGAGAAGAUUAACAUUUUGAGAGUGGAGGGCGUGCUCGCACUGGAGCGUCUAGGUCACGAUCUACAGCUGACCAUAUUGCUCAGUUUGUUUGAGCAGGAGAUAAUGAGCUAUGUUCCUAUUGAGGAGCGCAGUCCGCAGGGCUCGCCGGUGCUGAGCUCGAGGAUGCCGCAGCGGGCGCCGCCGCCAUUCCGACGUGACUUUGAGGCCAAGCUGCGCAGCUUCUAUCGCAAGCUGGAGUCCAAGGGCUAUGGCCAGGGGCCACACAAGCUGAAGCUGCACAUACGGCGCAGUCAUUUGCUGGAGGAUGCGUUCCGCCGCAUAAUGUCGGCCAAUAAGAAGGAUCUGCAGCGUGGCCGUCUGGCUGUGCUUUGGGACACGGAGGAGGGCCUGGACUAUGGUGGGCCCUCGCGUGAGUUCUUCUUCCUGCUGUCGCGCGAACUCUUCAAUCCCUACUACGGACUCUUCGAGUACUCGGCCAACGACACGUACACGGUGCAGGUGUCGCCGCUCUCCGCCUUCGUGGACAACUGCCACGACUGGUUCCGCUUCAGUGGGCGCGUGCUGGGUCUCGCCUUGGUGCAUCAGUAUUUGCUGGAUGCGUUCUUUACGCGUCCGUUCUACAAGGCGCUGCUGCGUCUGCCGGUGGCAUUGAGCGAUCUGGAAUCGCUGGACAAUGAGUUUCAUCAGUCGCUGCAGUGGAUACGCGACAAUGACAUUGGCACUGGCAUUGACUUGGGUCUGACCUUUUGCGUUACCGAGGAGCUGCUGGGCCGCGUUGUGGAGCGCGAGCUCAAGCCAGGCGGCAAGAAUAUAAUUGUCAACGAGAAGAACAAGAAGGAGUACUUGGAGCGCAUGAUUAAGUGGCGCCUGGAGCGCGGUGUGCAGGAGCAGACCGAGUCGCUGGUGCGUGGCUUCUACGAGGUCGUGGACUCGCGCCUUGUCUCCAUCUUCGAUGCACGCGAACUGGAGCUAGUCAUAGCCGGCACCGCUGAAAUCGACACCAACGACUGGCGUCUCAACACGGAAUAUCGCUCGGGCUAUCAUGAGAACCAUCAGGUCAUUGUCUGGUUCUGGCAGGUCAUCGAGCGCUUCAGCAAUGAGCAGCGCCUGCGGCUGCUGCAGUUCGUCACCGGCACCUCCAGCAUUCCCUACGAGGGCUUCUCAGCGCUGCGCGGCUCGACGGGCCCGCGACGCUUCUGCAUCGAGAAGUGGGGCAAGCCCAAUGCGCUGCCGCGUGCUCACACCUGCUUCAAUCGUCUCGACCUGCCGCCGUAUCCAACGCCGGAGCUGCUCUACGAGAAACUGCUGCUGGCCGUCGAGGAGACAAACACCUUUGGCAUCGAAUAGAUAAUAGUUUGGUUUUUUGAUUAUGCAGCCAAGAGCGCUGCACAAGUUGUUGUUAUAUCUAAGCAGCUGAUAGAUAUUUAAUUUCAUUAUUCAUUAGUUUGUUAUUUGUAUUGAAAUAUUCAUUCAACAUUUUCAAAUGUAAUAACCAAAAAUUUAAGCAACUGGUUAAACUAUCAACUGCUUUAAUAUUUCCAUAACUUGUCAGCACUCUCUGCAUACAUAUAUAUAGUUAAUAUAUAUAUAUUAAUUUUUUUUUUUGUUGCUAUUUUGCGUGAUAUUUAAAGAAAGACAUGACGUUUGUCCAGUCGACUGUUUUAAGUUUACAAGUGGAGAAACGUUUAUACAGACUUGCCGCUUUAUGCAUAACCAUUGCUGUUACCUCAAGAACGUAUUUUUGCCACGUGGUCAGUCAUUAGCUCUAAGUUACCAAACACACACACACACAUUACCACACACACACACUCGAAACCAAUGAACAAACUGCAGUCUGUAGCACUUAAGAACUUGGACUUGAACAGGCUUUAGCUUAUAAUCUAAGCCUAGAAUUUCUUAUACACAACACGGCAGAACUGCAAAGCAUUCAAUUAUUACUUGUUUGAAUUUUACUAUCUGCAGUCCUGCCAUAUUUAUUUAUUUUUGUUUUUCUCCUUACGUUCAUUGCCAACUGCCUCAAGAAAUUUUGAAAUAAUUCCAUAGAGACUCAAACACUACAAACAAAACAAAAACAUAAAUGCCUACAUUCUAAAACUAAACUUAGCUUAAUACAAAACGAAAUGCUACGCCAAUACUUAAAUAGCUUGUAACUAUAUAAUUAUACUAUAUAUAUAAAUUAAAUAUACCGCUCUCUCUCUCUCUCUCUCUCUAAGUAGACGUGUGCGUUAUUAGUUGUGCAUUCCAAUUGUGGAUUUGAAAUAUUUACUAGUUGUUAGUUUAUAUUACACGCAUACACUUAUAUAAAUCUUUACAAAUAUAUGUACUAUAUAAUUAUAUUAGAGUGGCUCGAAAUCGUGCUUGAUAUGGUCCCACUCUAAUAUCCUUAUAUAUAUUCGCCUAGAGAUUGGUACAAUUGGUCCAGUAAAUUGCUUUGGCUUAAUUGAAUUAGUUUUUUAAGCUCGCAAGUAUUUAACGAAAAUAUAUUUAUAAAAAAUGAAAAGUAACAGUUGAGUUAUAUUGAAUUGUAAUAGCUAAAUAACAUUUUCUAUGAUGAGCAAUGUAAAAAACGCAAAAUACAUACAAUAAUCCUUAUGCGAUUAUGUGAUUUGUUUAUAUAGAUUUUCACAUUUGUUAAAACACACACACCCACAAAAGCACGGAAAGAAAUUAACCAAGUGCGUUUAGUGAAAUAGAAAGCGAGAGAGAAAGAUUUCCGUAAGCUUGAGCAUGUUUUAUUGAUUUAUUAAUAUGCGCGUGUAUUUAUUAAAUAGAUUA